Sitodiplosis mosellana (orange wheat blossom midge) is the source of this 1356-nucleotide messenger RNA. RefSeq names its product zinc finger protein OZF-like. Bases 1 to 1356 code for a protein of 451 amino acids. The transcript has a single exon. Lineage: Eukaryota; Metazoa; Arthropoda; Insecta; Diptera; Cecidomyiidae. The record is from RefSeq and is a predicted model, not a curated record.
AUGAACCCAUUCAAAGUUGUUUCUGGUCGAUGCAGAAAGCGCAAGUCAAAGUCUGCAAAGGUUGAAGUCAAGCAAGAGCUGGUGAUUAAAGAAGAGCCCAAUGACGGUGACGAUGUCAUGAACAUACCAUGGUCGAGAGUUGAUGGAAGAUAUCGUGCAAAUUACGAAAGGCCGAUUGACUUUGCCUGUGACUUCGAUCAGAUCAAAGAUGAAAUCAAAUGUGAAGAAGAAGAGACGAGCAAAGGAAAGACCUCGGUACCAAGUGAACGAUCGAAUGACAACGACGCCAACUAUGAUGACAACAAAGACCCCAUGGAUGACGCAAUCGAUGUUCAACAACCGGAAUCAGUUGGCAGCGGGAAGAAACGGAAUGAAGGCGCCAAAAGACGAAACAAACAAACAAUUCCCGGGAAUCAAGCGACCAAAAAGCAAAAGAAGCACAAAUGCCAUGUGUGCAAUCAUUUAUCACGUUGCAGCGCUGAACUCCAAAUACACUUUCGAAUUCACACUGGAGAAAAGCCGUAUCAGUGUGAUGUUUGUUCGAAGUCAUUUGCACGAAAAGGUGAUCUGAACAAGCAUAAGAAAACGCAUGGCCAGUUUCGUUGUUCGAAAUGUAAUCAAAUAUUUGAGCAAGAAUCAGUCAAGAUCGAACAUGAAAGGCUCUGUAAUCCACGCCAAUUCGAAUGCGAUAUUUGCGGAUACAAAGCAUUGCACAAACCAAACUUAAAAAGUCAUAUGCGGACUCACACAGGUGAGAAGCCGUUCGAGUGCUCAAUUUGUUCCAAAUCAUUCAUAACAAAUGCUAAUCUUCAAAGACAUUCCAUGCCGCACAAGGAUGAACUGCCGAAUAAUUGUGCGAAAUGUGGUCGACGAUUUGCCACUCCAGACGAUAAGAAAUCACACGAAACGCGCUGCCAACGAAGUCCAUUUGCUUGUAAUCAGUGUCAUUACAAAACUGUUCAAAAGAAUCAUUUGAAGCAGCACAUGCAAUCAAAACACGGAGCAAAAAGAUCGAUCGAAUGUGAAAUUUGCAACAAGAAGUUCGUCAAACGUAUUGUUUUAAAUCAGCAUUUGUCAUCAGCACACAGCGAUCAGUUCCCAUUCCAAUGCUCCAAAUGCAUCGGAGGAUACGCAAGCGAAGAUGCAAAAGAGGUUCAUGAAGAUAGCUGUGGCUACCGUCAGUAUCAAUGCCAUUUGUGCAAAGAGCAUCGUCGAGGCAAACAAAGGUUGAAAAUUCACAUGCGAAAAGGUCACACCGGAGAGCGAAUUCAAUGCGAAGUGUGCUCAGCAAGCUUUACCCACAAGAGCAAUGCCAAUCAACACAUGAAAACAGUUCAUCGUUUGGAGAAGAAAUAA